This is a messenger RNA of Saccostrea cuccullata (small rock oyster), 4370 nucleotides long. RefSeq lists its product as uncharacterized. The record is from RefSeq and is a predicted model, not a curated record. Bases 16 to 2898 code for a protein of 960 amino acids. Gene Ontology annotation, cellular component: nucleoplasm. Gene Ontology annotation, biological process: protein ubiquitination; Notch signaling pathway. Lineage: Eukaryota; Metazoa; Mollusca; Bivalvia; Ostreida; Ostreidae. The transcript has 6 exons. Gene Ontology annotation, molecular function: ubiquitin protein ligase activity.
GAUAUAGGGACUAGAAUGGAUAAAUACGCAAUACUGACAUUUGAAGAACCCGAAUCUUUUAAACUAAUCCGACUUUUCCGACAAGAAAUGGAAAAAAUGGAUAAAUCUGACAGCUGUAUAAAAAUAAUUAUUGACGAAGAUAAACCUCGAGUGUCGAUUGAAUGCACAAAUAGAAAAAAUGCUCAAGAAUACACAACAAAUAAAAUGAAAGAAAUGCUAAAAUGGUUAAGUGGUCUUUGUGAGGAAUCGAUUAAGGUGGAUGAUGAAAAUGAAAAGGAUAUUACUAAAAAGAAAUUGUCAGAAGAAAAAGCUUGCUUCACGUAUAAUGAGAGUGUUAAACUUUUUCGUGUGUAUACAAAAACACAAGAGGACUUAGUAAAGAUCAUGAGAUCUUUACACUCCCUUCUCGGUAGGCCUUUUCAAGAAAAACAACCAGAAAACAUGUCUGCACCGUUAGCAGCAGCAAAAUGUCCAGAACAGUCACAAGAUUCGAAAACAAAAUCAGAAAUUUCACAAUCAAUGCAGAUACCAAGAACUUCAAUGUCCACAUCAAAAACUUCUAAAUCUGAAACUAUCGGAGGUCAACAGGAAACAGAACCCAAGGUCAGUGGUGCAUCACUCAAAAAGAAUGAUAGGAAAGAAGACUCAAAAGAUCACCAAAAUCUAUCAUCAGACGAUAAACAAGCAAAAGCCAUGGCUAAUCAAGGAGCAGAGUCAUCGACAUUAAUUUCUCUGCCAGGUAACGACCAAAAAUCGUCAAUCAUUCACAAAACCGACCCAAAAGCCUUAAGACUGCAUGAAGACUUCAAGCUUAAUAUUACGCUGGAAGAUGGACUGAUAUUCAGGAUUUUUAAGGCAAAUAUUACGACAAUUUGUUCGGGCGCCAUUGUAAAUCCUGCCAAUGAGCUUCUUCGGAAUACUGGUGGCGCUGCAGACGCUAUAUCAAAGGCCGCAGGUACCGUCUAUGAAAAUGAUUGCCAACAUAUUAUGAAGAAAAAGAAAUGUAUCAAAACGACGGAAAAUGUUUUAACGAAAUCAGGAAAUCUUCCAUGUGCCGUUGUCAUCAACGCAGUUGGGCCUCAAUGGGCAGACUACAAAGACAAACUGGAAUGUUUACGGGAUCUCGAAAAAACGAUCACAGGAGUUCUAGAAACUGCAGAGAAAAAUCGAAUUGAUUCCAUUGCAAUACCACCAAUAAGUUCAGGUAUAUUUGGAGUACCGUGGGAAUUGUGUGCGCCCAUGUACAUAAGCAGCAUUACAAAAUUUGGAAGCAAAAAAAGGAAACAUCUACAGGAAGUAAACUUAGUGGAUUUAACGGACGACAUUCUGGAUUUGUCUUGUAAAUACUAUAAGGAAUGGACCAAGCAUAAAAAAUUGGACCCAAAGCAAAUUCUGCAAGAAUUCGCAGCUAAGAAUCCACAAGCAAUGUCAGGACCCACAAUGCCAAAAGAACAAGACAAAAAUGGUUUAUCGACCGAAAAUCCCAUCUCGAGUCUUUGCAAAUUUUUGGGAAAUUCGAAAGACAAGCAAACAUUUGAAAUGAGUGGAAAACUAAAAGUGUACAUAUAUAGAGACGAUUUAGUGAAAAUAGGUGGUAUUGAUAUGCUGGUGUCCCCUGAAAACAGUGCAUUUACUGGAAAUGGAGCACUUGCUCAGAGUAUACUAAAGUCUGCCGGGUCAAGCUUCAGACAGAUUCAUCAGUCUAUUCAGCACGAGGUAUACACGAGUAGAAAAUCACUAAAACCUGGUGAUUUUCGAGUCACUUAUGCAGGGAAUCUGAAAUAUAGAUUUGUAUUUCAUGUUGUUUUUAACAGAUUUUCAGAUCAGCGUCCUCCCUCUGAAAUAGAAUUGAAAGACCUAAAAUUCACAGUGAAAAAGAUACUGAACCAUGUUGAAUGUUAUGGGAUGUGUAACAUGAAAAAUGAACAAUAUAAUAUGAAAAUUACAUCCAUUGCCAUGCCGUUGCUUGGAGCUGGUGGGAUUGAAAACCCUAAAUAUUUGGAGAAAAUCUGCUGUGCUGUGUACGAUGCUAUAGAGGAAUACGUGGAGACCUCGAGGAUGUCGAAUCUGAAAGAGAUACACCUUGUUAGUUACGUUGAGUCAACUAACACAGCUUUUACAAAUACUUUUUUGGCCAUGUCCAAACAGGAUUACGUCCGAUCUCGUCAAAAGCCACCAACUCAAAAACCAACAGCUGAAAAUCCCAAAUAUCAAGAAGAAUUGAACAAAGCUCUUUCUCCCGUUGAUAUUUGGAAAAUGGAUGGCAAAAGAAAGAGUGGACCAGAUUUAAAAACAUUUAUCGUCGACCUCAAAAAACUACCGCCUGAGAAUUGCGUCAUCUGCAUGGAUACUUUCACCAAUCCUGUAAAAUUGCGAAAGUGUAACCAUGCUUUCUGUAAACAGUGCAUUACAGACUUUUUCUCUUUCAAAUCAGCUUGUCCAGUAUGUAACACAACAUAUGGUACAAUUUAUGGCGACCAACCAAGAAAUGGAACAGCUACAAUUUAUCUUGAGAAGACGUCUUUGCCAGGUCACAAAGAUGGCACAUACACUAUCUUGUACGAUUUUCCCGACGGAAUUCAAGAGGAAUGCCAUCCUCAUCCUGGAACCAUGUACAAGGGUACACGCCGUCAGGCAUACUUACCAGCCAGUAAGGAAGGCACGGCCAUUUUACAUAUGUUAGAAAGAGCCUUUAAACAGGGUCUGAUAUUUACCGUAGGAUCGUCUAGAACAACUGGACGUAGUAAUGUCGUCACCUGGAAUGACAUUCAUCACAAAACCAGAUCAACAGGUGGCCCGGAAAGGUUUGGAUAUCCAGACCCAGAUUAUUUACUGCGUGUUCGAGAGGAACUUGAAGCAAAAGGAAUCACGGAGAGAGAUGAUAGGGAGCAGCAAUAAGACAGAAUCCGAAAGAUAAACGAAGCACUUUGAGAUUUUGGUUCGAGCAACUCUGACUUUCGGUUUUAAUAAACGGUCAUCUUAUCUUGAUUUGAAUGAUAUCCAUUUAAAAUGCAUCAAAUACAUAGAUAUAUGCAGUACUUAGAACAUUUACAAGCAUUUAUGACUUCCGCCCAUAAACAAAAUAUUUGGCCAUUUUUAAGGAUAGAGAGAGUUUAAUAUUUUUAGUAUCUAAGUACAAUGUUUAGUUUUAUGUCUGAAAGAAGGUUUCAGGUUAUUUUCUUACAUAUGUCACAUUUUUUAUGCAUUUUUUCACGUUUUUUAAUCAUUUCCGAAAAAUAGCUAAAAUGUAAUAUGGGAACACGAAGACAGAUAGAGAGAGAUAGAGAAUUUGGUAUUGUUUGUCAGAUAUUUUGAAUUUUAUGUCAUUACUGGGUUUUUAUUGUUUUUUUUCUACAUGAAAGUAUCUUUUGAAAAACAAAACAACAAAUUUACAUUAUAGUUAUUAAUAGAUAUGCCUGCCAAAAGCAAUUGGUCUAUUGUCUUCGUGUGUUUUAUUUCAAAUCAUACAUGUUACACGUACAGUGUACACGGUUGCAACAAAGUACCAAGGACAAACAAAAUUGAUUUGUAAAAGCGUAAUUCCUAUUCAAAAAGUUUAUAAUGAGUUUUAGAAUAAUCACUGUACUUAAAGUGUGAAUUUUCUUAAAGGAUGUUUGCUGUAACUGUAUAUCAUUUAUUAUGUCAGUAUGUGUACAUUGUUUUACAAGUCAAAUUUACUUACCGCUGUAUUUUAAAACAUAAAUUGUAUCAUCAUCAGUUAAGAGAUUUAUAUGUUUCAAUCAUUCUACAUGUAUAAGGGAAAUGUAUCAAGUGUUACAAUGAUGAAAUCUGAACACAAAUUUGAAAGGUGCACCCUUGCUUUUAUAACUUUUCACUUAGUUUUCCCCCUUUAUAUCUAGGAACAUAGAAGAUUUUCAAAGAAAUGAUGCAUUUGCAGACCUUUUGCCACAAAUUUCACCGUUUAAAAAAAAUAUUCAAGAAACACCGCUGACCUGCACAAAAAUGCCUUCAGGUUAUCUGCUUAAAAUAUAGGAGUCGAGAAUAAAGUUUUUGAAGAAUAAUACAUUUUCUUUAUGUGAUUUUAGGAUUUCUGUCAUUACUUCAAUACCUCAACACUGUCACCAUAAGUUUUUGGAAGCAGAUCUGAAUGCUUUUUAUAACCAUGACAUGAGUUAAAGAUUUUGAUAUCCAGGAGUGAAAAGGAUGAUUUUUAAUGAUCAUUGCAUAGCUAAUUGCUAAGGCCUAAGAAGGCAUAAAGUUCAAAAUCAUCAAAUGUUAACACAUGAUGAACAAAUUUUUAAAUCGGAUAGCAAUUUAAUGUGAUAUAAGAAUCUCAUUUUUAUUAAUUGUAUGUUUAUGUUUUGUUAUUUAGUAUUGUCACAGUUUCAAUAACUAAAAAGUUUUUUUUA